AUGAUGAGCAACGAUGCAAUAUCAUUGGCGUCGCUGUCGUUGACGCACGUCUACUAUGACCCAAAUGAUUUUAUUUCUUACGUAUGCGCCUGGCUCGCUCUCGUGCCGCAGGCCAUUAUCAUAGUCUACGUCACUCUCGUCUGGAGCACCCGCGAGGCCGAGGUUAGUCUGGCUUUGGCUGGCCAGCUCGUCUGCGAGGGCGUCAACUUUGUCUUGAAACGUAUUAUCAAGGAGGAGCGCCCGCAGCACCACUAUCACGGGUCCAUGCUGGCUUCGCUCCUAGGCAGUCUUGGCGAUGACGGCGGCAAAGCAGGCAGCGGAGAGGCGGGCGCGAUUGCUUCGGGCAAUGGGCUUCGUGGCGGUUCUGGGGGAUUUGGCGGCGGCCAAUUGCUCCCCAUCCGCGGUGGCUACGGUAUGCCCAGCUCGCACGCCCAGUUUGCCGGCUUCUGGGCGCUCACCAUUUCCCUGUUUCUACUCGUGCGGUACGAGUCGCAGUCUCAAAAGCAAAAAGCCACACCCCCACAGACACCUACAGUGUGGUACAAGCCCUCUUCACUGUCAUACUUCGAGCGCGUCGCCGCCAGCGUCUCCGCAUUCAUCAUGGCUUUUUUUAUCGCGUGGAGCCGCGUUUAUCUUCAUUAUCAUACUCCCCGUCAGGUCCUUGUCGGUUUUGCUGCUGGCCUCGUCGUCGGUGCUGGGUGGUUUGCUGUCACGGCGGUUGCGCGUCAGACGGGCCUCCUGGCCUGGGGUUUAAGCCUGCCGCUGGCACAGUACCUGCGGUUCCGGGACUUAGCGUUGCGCGAAGAUGUACUACAAGCUGGCUGGGAAAAGUGGCAGGUACAGCAGGCUGCCAAUGAGGUGAAAAAGAAAACUUGA
Sporothrix brasiliensis 5110 is the source of this 876-nucleotide messenger RNA. RefSeq lists its product as uncharacterized. Gene Ontology annotation, biological process: protein N-linked glycosylation; lipid biosynthetic process. The transcript has 2 exons. Gene Ontology annotation, molecular function: dolichyldiphosphatase activity. Gene Ontology annotation, cellular component: intracellular membrane-bounded organelle; endoplasmic reticulum membrane. The coding region runs from base 1 to 876 and encodes 291 amino acids. Lineage: Eukaryota; Fungi; Ascomycota; Sordariomycetes; Ophiostomatales; Ophiostomataceae. The record is from RefSeq and is a predicted model, not a curated record.